CCCUAAUCACCUUAAUUAAGUCUUUCAAGAAAAUCUCCGAUCCCCGCCGGCCACUCUCCUGCAAAGAGUACAAGGGAAGAGGCCAGCAAGAUUUGAGCAGGAUGGGCAACAGUCAGGCCUCUUCGAACUCUCGAAAAUACUCAGACGCCUUCAAAUUUUCGGACAAGAAAGAUUCAGAGAAGACAGUUGACGGUCAGAGUUCUGAGACGUCAAGUAAAUCCAAUGCCACCAACAAUUCGCGCAAAAGCUAUUUGAAGAAGCUGAAGGACGGUUUGAGCUCUGCGAAGUCAAAUAUUUCUCAGUGGACAAACUCUGCUAAUUCCAAUACCACCAACCGUUCGUACCAGCAAGAUGCGAAUAGUUCACAGCGGACACACUCUGAUAAGUCAGACACUACUGGCAGAAGGGAAGGCAAAGGUUGCACCAUCAUGUGAUGAUCUAAAUAUAUGCCGAGUUGCCUCUUAUCUUCUUGUACGCAAUUGAAGGCUCAGCUAUUGAUGAUUUGAAUUUGAUACCAAAUUGAUUGAUAAGACUGUAUUCGUUUAAACUUUUUGAAUCCUAUAUAUGUGUGCAAAUGCAUUAUCACAAGGCUGUUUUGGGUCUUGAAUUGAACUGUGAUUGUGUUUUAUAUAUUUGUUCUAUGAUAUAUGAUUGGUCAGUUGUGGAAAAAA
Molecule: messenger RNA, 671 nt
Organism: Ipomoea triloba (trilobed morning glory)
Lineage: Eukaryota; Viridiplantae; Streptophyta; Magnoliopsida; Solanales; Convolvulaceae
Exons: 5
Coding region: 102-434 (110 amino acids)
Source: RefSeq, a predicted model, not a curated record